Messenger RNA from Aphidius gifuensis, 1626 nucleotides. RefSeq names its product phosphoserine phosphatase (gene aay). Gene Ontology annotation, biological process: dephosphorylation; L-serine biosynthetic process. The record is from RefSeq and is a predicted model, not a curated record. Gene Ontology annotation, cellular component: cytoplasm. NCBI's taxonomy places the organism in Eukaryota, Metazoa, Arthropoda, Insecta, Hymenoptera, Braconidae. Gene Ontology annotation, molecular function: magnesium ion binding; L-phosphoserine phosphatase activity. Bases 862 to 1545 code for a protein of 227 amino acids. The transcript has 5 exons.
AGUCGUCAGCUGAUUAGAUUAAAUAUAAAUAAAUAUUAUUAUAAGAUUUUAUUUAUGUUUUUUUUUUUUUCUUCUCAGAUAUGAAGAAAAUAUAUUUUUUUCAAAAAUGAAUAAAUAAUAUACAUAAAUUGUUAAUUUAAAUUUAAAAAAAAAACAGCUUGAUAAUUACUAAAUGAGUUGAAAAAAUAUUUAAGUGUUUUUUAAAUUUUAUUUAUUUCCUCAUUGUGUGUGUAUGAGGAAGAAUAACAAGAAAGAUAACAAAUAAAAAUAUAUAUCAAAUGAUAGCAGCUAAAUGAAAUAUAUCACGAGAUGUCUGACGAAUAUUACGAGGUGUAUAUGUAAAAAAAUAAAAACAAAACAACAUAAUAAAAGGAGUAAAAAACAAAUUGAUAAAAAAAUUAAAGAAAGUUUUCAAUUUAAUAUUUAAAUAAUAAAAAAAUAAAAUAUAUAUUGGUAUAAAAAUUAAAAAAAAAGAGUUCUUUAAAAUAAAAAAAUAUAAGAGUCAAUUAAACAGUUGCAGCUGCUUGCAGCUAGUCAAGUUAAAUAGAAAAAAAAAAAAAAAAAAAUUAAAUAAAUAAUGACGAUAAAAUGCAAUCGAAAUACGUCAUCUAUCAGUGUGUAUAUAUGUAUACAAAAAUAUAGACAACGUUGACUUGAAUGUGUCUUGAAAAAGAGUGAGAGUGUUCUCCCUCUUAACUCAACAUACUGAUAAUUUAUUGAGUUUCACUAGUUAAAUAAAUAUAUACUUGUGGCCCGGCAAUAAAAUAAAAUUGUCAGUUGAAUCGUGGCAGUUAACGUGUUAUAAACAUAUUAUCAUUAUAAUUUAUUAAUAAAAAUAAUAAUAAAUUAAUUAAUAACAAAAUGACGAUUACAAAGAAUUUAGAUGAUAUCAAAACAAUAUGGAAAAAUGCUGAUGGUGUUACAUUUGAUGUUGAUUCAACAGUUAUACAAGAAGAGGGUAUUGAUGAAUUAGCAAAAUAUUGUAAUAAAGGUGAUCAAGUUACUGAAUUAACUAAAAAAGCAAUGCAGGGUAAUAUGACAUUUCAACAAUCACUCAAUGUCAGAUUAAAUAUUAUUCAACCGAGCUAUGCACAGGUCAAAGAAUUUAUUAAAAAACAUCCACCAAAAUUAACUCCAGGAAUUAUGGAACUUGUUAAUGAUUUACAUGCAAGAGAUAAAAAAGUAUUUCUUGUUUCUGGUGGUUUUCGUUGUUUAAUAUCACCAGUUGCAGAACGUUUGAAUAUACCAAAAGAAAAAAUAUGUGCAAAUAGUUUAAAAUUUUAUUUCAAUGGAGGUUUUGCUGGUUUUGAUGAAAAUGAACCAACAUCAAGAAGUGGAGGAAAAGGUGAAGUUAUUAAUUUAUUGAAAAAAAAAUAUGGAUUAAAAACAAUUGUUCAUAUUGGUGAUGGUGCAACUGAUAUGGAAGCAUCACCACCAGCUGAUGCAUUUAUUGGAUUUGGGGGAAAUAUUGUUCGAGAAAAUGUCAAAAAUGGAUCAACAUGGUUUGUUAAAGAUUUUAAAGAACUUCAAGCUGCUCUGGACUGACAAUUAGUAUCAAAAAAAUUAAUUAAUUUAAAUCGAUUAAUUAAAUAAUAAAUAAUAAUUUUGAUAUCAAAAAAAAAUAAA